Messenger RNA from Mangifera indica (mango), 450 nucleotides. Its product is annotated as zinc finger protein 1-like. The coding region runs from base 1 to 450 and encodes 149 amino acids. The record is from RefSeq and is a predicted model, not a curated record. NCBI's taxonomy places the organism in Eukaryota, Viridiplantae, Streptophyta, Magnoliopsida, Sapindales, Anacardiaceae. The transcript has a single exon. Gene Ontology annotation, biological process: negative regulation of abscisic acid-activated signaling pathway.
AUGAAGAUUCAAAUAUUAGUGGUUCUUCUCAAGCUGAACUCAGACUGUUCAGGCAAAACCAGAAAAAAAGAAGGCUUCCCAUGCAACUUCUGCAACAAGAACUUCUCUACGUCACAAGCUUUAGGGGGAAAUCAAAACGAACAUAAACAAGAACGGGCAAUAGCAAAACGACGUAAGGAUCAGAUGGAAAUGGGACUAGGGACUCUAGCUCUUGGGCAUCAUCACCAUCAUCUUCAUCAUCCUUGUAAUUAUGCAAGUUUAACUCAUCAAAUCCCUCUUAAUGGAUCAUCUUAUGAUACUAGAUUGCCACUUGGGGUCAGUGUGAUUCGGAAGCCUGCAUGGCGGCGACUUCGUGGGUGUCACUCAGCUCAGAUCGGCUUGGUCAUGAUUAAGGGCAGUUCCGGGGUCACAAGGGACCAUUACAAAGUGAUGAAGGAGAUGAUUCAUUAG